This is a messenger RNA of Rosa chinensis, 951 nucleotides long. RefSeq names its product cyclin-P3-1. Gene Ontology annotation, biological process: regulation of cyclin-dependent protein serine/threonine kinase activity. The record is from RefSeq and is a predicted model, not a curated record. Lineage: Eukaryota; Viridiplantae; Streptophyta; Magnoliopsida; Rosales; Rosaceae. Gene Ontology annotation, molecular function: protein kinase binding. The coding region runs from base 125 to 724 and encodes 199 amino acids. The transcript has 2 exons.
UAUAUAUAUAUAUCUGUCAGAACUAAAGCUAGCUGGCAAUGCAUCAAAAACAAGAUUGGUCUGUAAGCACAUAUCUGUUGCACUCCAACUAAAUUUCCGAUUGGUUUUGUUUUGCAGCUUGAACAUGAGAUCUGCAGGGGCACUGGAUAGCAUGGCUGUACUCUCGGAGACUUUCUCAUCUUUGGGGUUGGAGGAAUCUGCUGCAGGACAGUCAGGAAAACCACGAGUUUUAUCGGUCCUCUCUUCAAUUCUGGAGGGAUCAGUUCGAAAGAAUGAGAGAUUAGUAAGGCAAUCAAAGAUGAAGGACGUCAUUACAAUGUUCCAUGCCUCAGAAGUUCCUGCCUUAAGCAUUAGAAAGUAUAUUGAGCGUAUCUUCAAGUACUCAAGCUGCAGCAACUCUUGCUUUGUUGUUGCAUACAUAUACAUCGAAAGAUUUCUACAACGUACUGGGACUUGUCUCACUUCUCUCAACGUUCACCGGCUUUUAAUCACCAGCAUUCUGAUUGCUGCAAAAUUUAUGGAUGACGAUUGUUAUAGCAAUGGAUACUAUGCCAAAGUGGGAGGAGUGAGCACAGCAGAGAUGAACAACAUGGAGAUGGCAUUCUUGCUGAGUUUGGAUUUCAAACUCUAUGUCACCACAGAGAUGUUUGGGAAGUAUUGUCAGCAACUGGAAGAUGUGGGAAGGUACCGAAGACAUGGGCACUUUUUAAGGUUAAGACAAUAACAAGUAACAACUGAUAGAAUCACAAUAAAAGGUGAUAAAUGGUACUUCAAAAGUGUGACUAUUUAACGUUAUUAGAAGGACAUAGAUUGCAUGUAUCAAUAAUUAUAACCCAUUAAAAAGAGAUUGUACUAAUAUAUAUUAGUACAUAUAGCUUGUUGAAUUAUCAUAAAAUGGUUUUAUGUGUAUUGAAUCAUUAAAAUUUUAUACUUUCUAAAUCAUAUAUUUUA